Caenorhabditis angaria is the source of this 978-nucleotide messenger RNA. The record is from the annotation of a GenBank genome assembly. Lineage: Eukaryota; Metazoa; Nematoda; Chromadorea; Rhabditida; Rhabditidae.
AUGGUCGAAUCAAGUUUUGAUGGAGAUGUUACGACAACGGAGACGACCGUUCAUGAUGAGAAUAUUGAAAUUGGUUCAAUCACAUCAGAACGGAUGAUGUUUUCAGCCCAGCCGAAAAUCCGAAUCCCUGAUUUGAAUAAAACAACAUCCGAAAUCCCCGAAAAACACAAUACUAUUCAAUUGCUUCGUCUGCAAAAGUCACAGUGUUGUGUGAAACAAGCUGAAUGCAUGCGAGAUUUUUUAUCGAGCGCUUUUCUAUCGGAUAUUCAAUUUUAUUGGUUGAUCACAACAAAGUCGCUCUUUCAGAUGAUUAUUGUGCGGUGAGUAAUGGGCAAUUUCAUCUAAUAUUUUUAGACUAAAAACCCGAACCCUUUAUUUACUAAACCAAGCAAAAGUUCACUGGCGGAGCACCAACUUCAGUGAAGUUACAUUAACCUAAUUUAUAACAUUGAACCAAGAUUUUUCGCGAAUUAGAGUCAUGGAGACGCUUUUUGAAAAUAAGCCAUCACUGCAGAGAUUCCAAAUACACCUCUGUCGAUCAAUUUAUUUUAUUUUUCAGAGACAAUGGUUCUCGACUUGUAUGAUGGAUAAGUGAAUGUUCGAAAUGUGGCGUAUGUUCGGAAAAGAGAACAUGGAAACUUGUUUUGUAAUGCUUGUGAUCAAUUCGCUACAAUGCAUUGGAAACCGCUUUUUGUUUCCAUCUGGGUCCGAUUAUUUUGUGCAUCUUUACUCAAGACAUUAAAAGUGAGUUAUUUUAAAAAAUUGUGCUCUAUAAACAAAACCAAAAAAGUAUUCAGUUCGGCACCACCGACUUUGGAUUUUUUCUGCCACGAGUGCACGUUUUGGAUGACAGUAUCGAAUCAUCUUCUUCUUGAAUCAAUUCCAGGGAAACUGACAAAGAACGAAACCCAAUCGGCCAAACGUUUUGCAGCCUUCAAAUUCGGUUGUUCGGCAAGAAGGAUGUUCGACAAAAAAUGA